Musa acuminata subsp. malaccensis (wild Malaysian banana) is the source of this 1642-nucleotide messenger RNA. RefSeq names its product leucine-rich repeat receptor-like serine/threonine/tyrosine-protein kinase SOBIR1. Gene Ontology annotation, cellular component: membrane. The record is from RefSeq and is a predicted model, not a curated record. Gene Ontology annotation, biological process: protein phosphorylation. Lineage: Eukaryota; Viridiplantae; Streptophyta; Magnoliopsida; Zingiberales; Musaceae. Gene Ontology annotation, molecular function: ATP binding; protein kinase activity.
CCCACCGGGCAUCAACCCACCGAGACGACGCCAAUGGCUGCCACCGCGUUCCUCCCAUCACUCCUCCUCCUCCUCCUCCUCCUCCCUGCUCUCAUCUCUGCCAUCUAUCCCUACGAUGGCUCCCAUGCCCUCCGCCGCAUGACCCUUCGCCACCCUCACCGUCUCCCUUCUCGUCUCGCUUCUCAAUCCGCUCACCGAUCCGCCCACCGCCGGAGUCCCUUCCCGAAGCGAUACGUAUUGGCCGAGACCAAGACCACUCCAGCUCUCGCUCCGUCAAAUUCCUCGACCAAUAGAUCGUCGUCUGAGCACCAUCACAGCCACAGCCACAAGCAGAGCGCGAGGAACUGGAUCGUCGGUUUCAUCACCGGCUCGCUCGCGGGGAUCGUCUCCGGGGCCGUCCUCUCGGUGCUGUUCCGGCUGGUGGUGAACUGCAUCCGCGGGCGGUACAGGAACCCCGGCGGCCCCUCCAUCUUCAGCCCCAAGCAAAUCAAGCGCGCCGAGGACCUCGCCUUCCUCGAGAAGGACGACGGGCUCGCGGGCCUGGAGGUCAUCGGCCGGGGAGGGUGCGGCGAGGUGUACAAGGCCCAGCUGCCACCCGAUCCCAGCAAGCCAGACCGCCCGGCCAUGGUCGUCGCCAUCAAGAAGAUCAUGAAGCGCACCCCGGACAGCGCUGAGCCGACUUCCGACGAGGAGAGCCGGCUGCUCGACAAGUGGAUGCGGCAGAUCCGAUCGGAGAUCCAGACCGUCGGCCAUAUCCGCCACCGCAAUCUGCUGCCGCUGUUGGCCCACGUAACGCGCCCGGACUGCCACCUCCUCAUAUACGAGUUUAUGAAGAACGGUAGCCUGGAUGCGGUGCUCAACAGCGCGCGCGACGGCGAGCGCGACCUCGACUGGCUCGCUCGCUACCGCAUCGCGUUGGGCAUCGCGUCCGGUCUCGAGUACCUCCACAUCCACCACAAUCCCCAGAUCAUCCACCGGGAUCUCAAGCCGGCCAACAUACUGCUGGACGACGGCAUGGAGGCCAGGAUCGCUGACUUCGGGCUGGCCAAGGAGAUGCCGGACGCCCACACCCACAUCACCGCCUCCAAGGUGGCCGGCACGCUGGGCUACAUAUCCCCGGAGUACGGGCAGACGCUGCGCUUCACGGCCAAGUGCGACAUCUACAGCUUCGGGGUGAUCCUGGCGGUGCUGGUGGUCGGCAAGAUGCCGUCGGACCCCUUCUUCCACGACACCGACGAGAUCAGCCUGGUGCGAUGGCUACGCAAGGUGAUGAGCUCCGCGAACCCGACGGCGGCCAUCGAUCCCAAGCUGGCGGGCAACGAGUACGAGGAGCAAAUGCUGCUGGUGCUCAGGAUCGCCAUCUUCUGCACGGUGGAUGAUCCCAAGGAGCGGCCCAGCAGCAAGGAGGUCCGCUCGAUGCUGGCGCAGAUCAAACACUAGCAGUAGCAAGCAGGCGUCUUUCUAGUCUAAGAAUAAUGGCUUGCAAGCCAGUAAAAGGUUAAGCUUGCCUGGCUACCUGUUGUUUCUUCUGCGUCACUUCAUGGCAUGUGAGCGUGUGUAAGAAUAGCUUGCUGCAUGUAAAAAGCCUCAUCAGUGUACUCCUACGGGUUGCAUAGAUCAAGAUAAGUAAUCCUUCUUGUAU